GUUCGACCCUCCUGCCCAGAUAUCCAAGAUCAACACGCACUAUUGCAGGGAACCGCAGCUGGUCGUGAUUGAGGGAUACGGGAUUCUUCAGGGUCAAAUGGAUCCAAGCCGGCUGUUGACAAAGUACUUGAAUAUUCCUUUCGCCUCGGUCCAAGACCCGAUCAAGCACGCUGUUGCACCAGAGUCAUGGGCAGGGAUCCGGGACGCAACUGUUCUUGGGUACGCCAAUGUGUCCCCAAAAGGUACAACAUGCCAACAGCCUGACGACAAUGAUGCUCGGCUUGCCAGGGCCAGGCUUUGAGUUCUCAGAACGGGAUUGCCUAAAUUUGAAUGUCUUUGCACCCCGGUAUGCAGAGGACGUGCCAGUGAUCUGCUACAUACACGGCGGAUCAAGUCAUGGAGGAAAUGCGCUUCCAAAGAAUGAUGCAACAAAUAUUGUCAAAAAGUCGAUCGCCAAAGGGACGCCUGUGGCUGUGGUGACAGUCAACUACCGCCUUUUACCAUCAGCAGGUCUUCUUGAAAGCUCACAACCACAGGAAGGGGAUCAUCCUCGGCAGGCAGAUGACAGAAUUAACUGGGGUCUAUAUGACCAAAAGAUGGCGCUGGAGUGGGUCCGCAAACACAUUCACAACUUUGGCGGCAACCCUAACGAAAUCACACUGAUGGGCCAUUCCAGUGGAGCAUCUCCUGGAGGAUACCAUUUAAUGACUGCGCAACACGAAGGCCUGUUUAAACGAGCCAUCAUGCAUUCAGUAUCCGGACCUACUGAUGCGAGCGAGCGGGGGGAUUCUACGCAGACAAUCCCUGAGCGGAGAAUGACAUUGAGCAGCCAAUUGAGUGCAGUAGCUGACCAGGGGACAAAGAGUGACAGUAAAAAGUUCACAUUCAUGUCAGACGCGUGCUUGCCACACAUGACGGAGCAAGAGAGGGCGGUAGGAUUCAAAGUGAUCGACCACUGGAUUGACUUUGCCUGGGGAGGAGGUACAGGCAAGGACAGCAUUAGUGUUAGCGCGUAGAACUACAGCGUUUUUACAUUGAUAGGUGGCAUUCAUAGCAUUCCUCGAAUAAGAUCGAGUCUAUUCGUGUCUUCGCCCAGAUUGAUUCUCCGAUCGUCGGUGGUGGCGGUGGCUGGAGGGAU
Gamsiella multidivaricata is the source of this 1138-nucleotide messenger RNA. RefSeq names its product Carboxylesterase family-domain-containing protein. NCBI's taxonomy places the organism in Eukaryota, Fungi, Mortierellomycota, Mortierellomycetes, Mortierellales, Mortierellaceae. The transcript is spliced from 3 exons. The coding region runs from base 228 to 1016 and encodes 262 amino acids. The record is from RefSeq and is a predicted model, not a curated record.